Messenger RNA from Vanessa atalanta (red admiral), 4648 nucleotides. RefSeq names its product vesicle-fusing ATPase 1-like. Gene Ontology annotation, cellular component: Golgi stack. The coding region runs from base 154 to 2394 and encodes 746 amino acids. Gene Ontology annotation, molecular function: ATP binding; ATP hydrolysis activity. Gene Ontology annotation, biological process: Golgi to plasma membrane protein transport; SNARE complex disassembly; intra-Golgi vesicle-mediated transport. The transcript is spliced from 16 exons. NCBI's taxonomy places the organism in Eukaryota, Metazoa, Arthropoda, Insecta, Lepidoptera, Nymphalidae. The record is from RefSeq and is a predicted model, not a curated record.
UGCAUUCCCUUGUGUAGCCAUUCGCUGCUUCAAUGGGUUGUAGGAAACCCGAAGCACUCUAUUGAUUGCAUGUUGACGUCACAUCAAUCAACGUGAAUCAUUAUUGUCAAAACAUUACUGUUUAAAUAGAAAAUUAAAUUGUUAUAGUUUAAAAUGUCUUCAAUGCGCAUGAAAGCAGCAAAAUGUCCUUCGGACGAAUUAGCAAUCACCAACUGCGCUCUUAUCAACCCGGAUGAUUUUCCCAGUGAUGUUAAGCAUUUAGAGAUCUCUACUGGACCUUCACAGCACUUUGUCUUCAGCAUCAGAUUUUACAGUGGAGUGGACCGAGGAACAGUUGGUUUCUCAGCACCCCAAAGGAAAUGGGCUACAUUGUCCAUUGGACAGACAAUUGACGUGAAACCCUUCAAACCGACAAAUGCUGAUUGCUUAUGCAGUGUCACCAUGGAGGCGGAUUUCAUGUUGAAGAAAACGACAUCUAUGGAGCCCUACGAUUCCGAGCAGAUGGCUCGUGACUUUCUCAUUCAGUUCUCGAAUCAAAUGUUCUCGGUUGGACAACAACUCGCUUUCUCGUUCCAAGAAAAGAAAGUACUCUCGUUAAUCGUUAAAAAUUUGGAAGCUGUGGACGUACAAGCCUUGGCCGCUGGUGCCAAUGCAGUGCCUCGUCGAGUCAGAAUGGGCAGGUUGCUUCCGGAUGCCUGUAUCCAAUUCGAUAAAGCAGAAAACUCUUCACUGAACCUCAUCGGUAAAGCUAAGGGUAAGCAGCCUCGUCAGUCCAUUAUCAACCCAGACUGGGAUUUCGGAAAAAUGGGAAUUGGUGGUUUGGACAAUGAAUUCAACGCUAUCUUCAGACGAGCAUUCGCAUCUCGUGUCUUCCCACCUGAAGUCGUCGAGCAGCUGGGCUGCAAACACGUAAAGGGUAUCUUGUUGUUUGGCCCACCCGGUACCGGUAAAACGUUGAUGGCUCGUCAGAUCGGUAAAAUGUUAAACGCAAGAGAGCCCAAGAUCGUAAAUGGUCCUCAAAUAUUGGACAAGUAUGUUGGUGAGAGUGAGGCCAAUAUCAGGAGAUUGUUUGCGGACGCUGAAGAAGAAGAAAAGAGGUGUGGUCCGAACAGUGGCCUUCAUAUUAUAAUCUUUGACGAAAUCGAUGCCAUCUGCAAAGCGAGAGGCUCCGUCGGAGGAAACACCGGCGUCCAUGACACUGUCGUCAACCAACUGCUAUCCAAGAUCGAUGGCGUGGACCAAUUGAACAAUAUUUUGGUAAUCGGUAUGACGAACAGACGGGACAUGAUAGACGAGGCUCUUCUCCGACCUGGUCGUCUGGAAGUUCAGAUGGAAAUCGGUCUGCCCGACGAGAAAGGUCGCGUCCAGAUUUUGAACAUCCAUACAAAGCGUAUGAAGGAGUACAAGAAGAUUGCCGAAGAUGUUGACUCCAAGGAAUUGGCCACCCUCACGAAGAACUUCUCGGGUGCAGAACUCGAGGGUCUCGUUCGAGCCGCUCAGUCCACUGCGAUGAAUCGUCUCAUCAAGGCAUCGAGCAAAGUAGAAGUGGAUCCUGAGGCCAUGGAAAAACUUAUGGUGGAAAGGGGAGAUUUCUUACACGCGCUGGAAAAUGAUAUCAAACCGGCUUUUGGUACAGCUGCGGAAACUUUGGAGAAUUUCUUAACACGUGGUAUAAUUAACUGGGGAACUCCAGUUUCGUCUCUUCUGGAAGAUGGACAGUUAUACAUCCAGCAGUCGAGGGCGACUGAGGCUAGCGGUCUGGUCUCAGUUUUAUUGGAGGGUCCGCCUAACAGCGGCAAGACGGCCUUAGCGGCCCAAUUGGCGAAGUUUUCCGACUUCCCAUUCGUCAAGGUGUGCUCGCCUGAGGACAUGAUCGGUUUUACAGAAACCGCCAAAUGUUUGCAGAUUCGAAAGUACUUCGACGACGCGUACCGCUCGACUCUGUCCUGCAUCCUGGUGGACAACAUCGAGCGUCUCCUCGACUACGGACCCAUCGGGCCGCGAUACUCCAAUCUCACGCUGCAGGCUCUACUUGUGCUGCUGAAGAAGCAGCCACCGAAAGGCAGGAAGUUACUUAUUUUGUGCACCAGCAGUCGGAGACAGGUGCUGGAGGACAUGGAGAUGCUGUCGGCGUUCACGGGCGUGCUGCACGUGCACAACCUGUCGCAGCCCGAGCACGUGAUGGCCGUGCUGGAGCAGAGCGACGCCUUCACGCGCCGCGACCUCGCCAGCAUACAGCGCGACCUGCGCGGGGCCAAGAUCUUUAUUGGCAUCAAAAAGCUGUUAGCUUUGGUGGACAUGGUGAAACAGACCGACGAAGAAUCAAGAGUAUUCAAAUUCCUCACAAAGAUGCAAGAGGAGGGCGGUCUCGACCUCGGUACCUCUGUACAAUAAGAAUUAUUGCAACCUUAGGGAUUACAUACGCAUACCACACGCACGCCCUCACCCGACACACACGCACACAUGUACACUCCGAGACCCCACAGCUACAAGGCCACCGAGAGCUCCCCUUGCGCUUCUGACCUCAGAAGCUACGAAAUAGACUACGACGACGUGAGCGAGUGCACGGAACCCUUCGAUUCUAGUCAUCACAGAAUAGGUAGAACGGCAAAAGGUAACGAGAUAUCUCCGGUUAAAAUGCCCCUCAUGAGAAUUCGAAGUGUCGAAAUAGUGUUUGAAGACGAAAUGUCAACGUACACCGACACGGGCUUGUUGGAUCGCAGUAUAGAGCUUAUCGUAUCCGACAGUGACGAUUCCACCAAAUGCGUGGAUGAUUUGGAACACUUGCAAGCAGAAAGAGACGAUUCAGUAACUUUAAAUGCGGAAGUGGAUCUAUCCGACGAUAACUCGUUUUCUUCAAAGGAUAACGCGGUCGGCGAUGCCUUGAAGUGUAACCAAAAUGUUGAAUUAUCAGACGACACUCGCGAAUUUCACGAACCCACAACUUUGGUUUACGAAGAAAAUACUUUAUCAUUGAAUGUAUCGGAAUUAGGGGACUCAGGUCGAUUCACUGAAGAAGCUUCCUCAUCUCAUGUCGAAGUGGCCUUUAUAAUGUACGACGACGCUGUUCUUUCCCAUUCAUUCGAUGCAGUCAAUGUGGAUGAUAUAUCUACAGUCAUGAGUAUGUAUGAGAUGUCAGAGGUUAGUGUGGAAGAUAAAGAUAAGAAAAGGUUAUAUGAGUACGUCGACAGUAACAGUGACAGCUCAGACAGUACAGCAGUAUGCGAUGGGGAUAAUGCUGUGGUAACACUUGUAACUACUUUGCCUGAUGUCUAUAAUUUAGAAGAACAACCCUUAUGUGAAAGUAACGAUCUGCAGUAUGACUCGUUUGUUGAUAUUGGUAAAUUUUAACUCCUUAAUUGCUUUAUUGAAGCUUUCUAUUUGUACUAAUAACACAAUAUUUGAAAUUUUAUUUGAAUUUCUUGAUAAGUUGCCUUUAAAUAAUUUUGACCUCAGUUACUGGCUAGUUAUGUGUAUAAUAUACAUUCCACUUGUUUUGAAAACUAUAGGCACGCUUUCAAGGCAUAUGUACCUUUCUGAGCUAUUUACGCCCUAUUAACCUUUUUUACACAGCUUAUGCUCAAAGGGCUGAGUGGUAUGCGACUCCAGUAACCAUGUUAUUGUUCUCUCCCAAUAUCUAUUACUACUUUGUAGAAACUUUAAUAGACUUUGUAAAUAUUUUUCUGUUAUAAUAAAGGAUUAUUAUUCACUUAGCAAUUUCACACAAUGGCAUGGUUACGGACAUCCCAGGGUUGUAAGUCUAGGCAAUAGCUCAAUUUUUUUGUAUACUGUAAUGUAUAGUUUCGAAAGCAAUAUUAUUUAUUUUUUGUUACGUAAAUGUGAUACAGCUUGAUGCUGUUUAAUUUAAUGAAUAAGUAUAUUUGAUUGUUAUUAAAAUAAUACUAAUAGGCGUAGCUUUUUAAGGGAAAAUGUCAAUAUGGAGUAUUUAUUAUUCUAGUAUUAUAGACUUUGCAAGCAUUGUUGACGGUAGAGGUAGAACCUUUGCAAUUUAUGACUUAAAAUCUACAAUUACAAUGAAAAGUACAAUUAAUUAUUAAUAAAAUAUUUAGCUAUCGAUGUUGUACUUAGUAGUUCCAGUCUUUAUCCAACCAAAAAAUGUAUAUGGCACUUAAAAGAUCAAACUUUUAGAUAGCAGUCAAUAUAAUGUGUUGCCAAAAAGUUUUAAUAUUAUAAAAUGCUGAAUAACAGUGGUUUGUUCUAGUUUACAAAGAUUUAUAUAAUAAGUGAUAUAAAUUAUGAAGAUAUUAAUACAUGUUGAGAAAAUAGAUAAAUAUAUUUAGAAUCAAUAACUACUUCCCACAUGUUUGUUGCUAUUUGCGUGCAUUAUAUGCAUAGAACAUUCCAUUUCGCAUUCAUUGAGCUAUUUAUCAAUCGCAAAGUGUUUGUGUAGUGUUUAAUAUUGAAGUACUUUAUGUAUGAUGUUUAUCAAAAAUAUCUAAUAUUCAAAUUCAAUAAUGCUUUUAGAACACCGUAGUUUGCAUGAUGAAAUAAUAGUGACUAAAAUGUUUUCGUGAGUGUAUUAUAAAAUUUUAACUCAAAUUAUAUCAGCAAGGAAUCUUCUAUAAUCAUUUUGAUGUCAAACUGUAUUGUGUAAAGGAAUUGAUAUAAAUAAACUUUGAAUAUACAA